Messenger RNA from Diachasma alloeum, 2789 nucleotides. RefSeq lists its product as uncharacterized. Gene Ontology annotation, molecular function: protein binding. NCBI's taxonomy places the organism in Eukaryota, Metazoa, Arthropoda, Insecta, Hymenoptera, Braconidae. The transcript has 9 exons. The record is from RefSeq and is a predicted model, not a curated record. The coding region runs from base 574 to 2061 and encodes 495 amino acids.
UCAAACCGGAAAACUCCACCCAAUCGCUCCAAAUUUCGCUCCUAAUUUCUAAACACUCUCUGAAUAAAGUGAAGAGUGAUCAGUGCAAUGGCCUUUUGGGAGUUCGGUGAAAUCCUAGUGUGUCAAUGCCGGUCUGCAUCAAUCAAAUGAAAAUAAUUCGUUAAAAAAACGAGUCCCAGUAUUUUUUAAAUGACUCUGUACUUGGAAAUUUGCUUGGAUCGCAUUGGGCUGAAGAUAAACAGGAUUCCAGCGGCAAUCGCUGGAACGUAGAUGUGUUUAUUUGACUCGAGAUAGACGAUACAUUCGCCAGCGAUGGUUUGUAAUACCAUAGGCCUUUGUUUCAGGUCGGGGCGUUGAAUGCAUUCGGUAUUAUUUAGCGCGGGCUUUGGAUCAGAUCCUCUCGGAUUAUUGAGCUGUGAAGUUCACUGGUGAUGGUUUAAUUGAAAGUGCAUUUAACAUCAAAUUAAAAUCCCGGAGAAUUGCGGGGAAGGAUUGGAGUUUGAGGAGUUGAGGAUUAUUGUGCGGUUUUCAGUGCCAUCGAUUGUCUAGGGGGCGAUAGAGACUUCCGGUGAGAUGGGGCUAUCCUGGACGCUUCAGCAGCGCGACCUCGUCCUCGUCCUUGUCCUGGUAAUGACGGUGGCUGGCGAGCCAUUGACCGGAGCCGUAUGCCAUCGUGUGGAAAACUACACAACGACAGUGAGGGAGUCGUACCAAGAGCCGGUGCAGGUCCAGAUAACCUCCUGGUGCUUCUCAGUGCCCCCGAGGUGCUCGAGAACCCGGACCGAAUGGAGAACCCGUUACACAACAAAAGAGGAGGUGAGACAGAGAGAUGUGUCGGAGUGCUGCGAGGGAUAUGCGCGGCAGAAACUGGUGGUCAAUGGGUCUCAUGUCGAAAAGUGCGUGGCCACUUUGGAUUGCAAACCGGGGUUUAUUGGGAAGCAUUGUGACAUUGAGUGUCCAGAAGGUACUUGGGGUAUUUUAUGCAGGCAUGUAUGCAAAUGUGGUACGAGCAAGGCCUGUAAUAGGAUCACUGGACGCUGUGAGUGCCCAGAAGGCUGGAAGGGGUCGAACUGUACCGAGCCCUGUGAGACUGGAAAAUACGGGUUAAACUGUUCCCUGGAUUGUCCCUGCGGGCAUCUGAACGGAAACUGUCAUCAUGUGACAGGAAACUGUCUCGAUUCAGUAUCGAUCACACCAGAGAUGAGCAAUUGGACACAGCCUGGGCUCGAGGCAUCCACCACGGCUCCUCCGCCCCCCACAACUGCAACUGCAUCAUCAAUGAUGAAAAACACUCGAGUUGAUGAUUUUCCUGAUUCAACAACAAUGAAACCCCAUAACAGUGAAACGAGCAACAGCCGCAACGAAAUUGCCCUGGAUUCCACGGUUGAGACAACGAUAAUUACUGAAUACCAUGAGGUGCAUUUACCAGAGACGGAGGAGUCUACAGUAAGGCCAAUUGUUGCUGUUGUACAUGUUGGUAAAGCACCUUCGAAUAGAGAAAAAAUCGUUGUUGCGCCGAACAUGGGCCCAGAUCACAUAUCGGGUCACACAGUUCCGCUAACCCUGGACGUAGCUGUUGCCGUAGUUAUCGGUUCAAUAAUAUCCCUGGGUUUAACAACCCUGGCAGUACUGGCAAUCCUCCACGUACGUACAAAACUAUUCGAGACUAUUCGUCUCUCGAUUUACGACGCCGAAAAGCCGGACCCAACGUCAGCAACACUUCCACGUGAAAAAGGAAGCACUGGAAUCACAACCAUAAAUCGUAGUGGGACACUAACUCCAUGUGACUAUGAGACACCCAGGUGUAUUGUUCCCCAGGGAUCGAGGACACUGCCAAGGCCGAGCAGUGUGAUGACAAGGGAGUCGACUUAUUCUAAUCAAUAUCCGAAUAUUCAACUUUUUAACAGUCUCAGAGAACUCAUGGAGGCACAUUACGAUCGUCCACCGGCGGCCAACACCUUUCGACAAGCCCCCGGCGAUGCCGAAGCUGAACAUCUCUAUGACGAGAUCCCUCUGCAGUCUAUCAAUUUUGGGGAGAAUAAACACGAUUUACUGAAGUGAAAUGAAACCAAAAAAGGAAAGGAAUCAUCAUUCACGCCAAAUAUAUUUUCAUUCUGUCUGAUUUAGUUGGGGUAUGAAAAAAAUUGAUGGAAAAACGUCGCGCCUUUUCUGAAGAAUUCUAUUGAAAUUCUGUUGGACUUCUACUGAAAUUUUAAUUUACAUUUUUUUGCAGAAAAAAUUAAUACGUACGGGGUUUCAUGAACGUAAUUUAUAAAUACGACGUAAUUUAUAAAUUACGUUCAUGAAACCGUCAUUUACGGUGAUUUUAAGCGCAACUUACGAAUGCGAAAUUGUCAAUUGCGUUUAUGUAAUCGUAAUUGACAGCAAUAUCGAGCGUUACUUCCACUUCAACUUCAAGCGUAAAAUACGUUUCAGAAAGCGUAAAAGACGACUUCUCAAACGUAAUUUACGUUUAGGUUUUUUAAUGCCUUUCGUGAUGGGAAACUGAAAAAAUCCAGCGGAGAAAACUUAGAAUAUUUAUACCGAUGAAUUCCUGCAGAAAGUCUCAAGAGAAUAGAAUGGAACUUGAACAGAUGUCUUGCAGAAUUUCUGGGAAAAAUCUCUGAAUUUUCAUGAGAUUUUCAUAAGGUUCGACGUAAACGAUCUCUUGUGAUGAUUUUUUCUGAAUCUGUUUCUUGCGAAGAUAUGCACAAAUUCAGAAAAUGACUGUUAAGCUCAUCUCCCUCUAACUCCCAAUUCAACUCAACUAUUUUUACACUUGACAAGUG